Molecule: messenger RNA, 4058 nt
Organism: Melitaea cinxia (Glanville fritillary)
Lineage: Eukaryota; Metazoa; Arthropoda; Insecta; Lepidoptera; Nymphalidae
Gene: RpIII128
Product: DNA-directed RNA polymerase III subunit RPC2
Exons: 11
Coding region: 339-3761 (1140 amino acids)
Biological process (GO): DNA-templated transcription
Cellular component (GO): RNA polymerase III complex
Molecular function (GO): ribonucleoside binding; DNA binding; DNA-directed RNA polymerase activity
Source: RefSeq, a predicted model, not a curated record
UCAUGGUUUUAUAAUUAAAGUGUUGAUUAUUGAGCUAGUUUUCCAAGUUAGACUCAAAAUUGAGACCGUUCUUUGAUUCGCCCAGCUCAUCCUUCAAAAGAUCUUCACCAUACAUGGUGCUAGCGAAAUCAACUGUGUAUCUUUGAAAGCCAACAAACCAAGGAUAAUAAUAAUACAGCAUUACUCAUUACAUUGAAUCUGGCAGAGCCAUUUUUGACCUCUUAAUAUAACUCAUAACCAAAAAUAAUGGUUAUGACCUAUUAUUUCUAUGUAAACCAAUCCUCACAUCAAAAUAAUUAAGUAAAAAACCACAUUUUAAGUAGUAAAACUUAAUAGAUAUGGUGCUGUAUAAUAAAAAUAUAGAAGACACAAACAAACAUCCAGAAUGGGAUUCUGCAAAGGGCCUAAGAGAACCCAUCAAGGCUUUAGAGGAUAAGUGGAAAAUUGUGCCAUCUUUUCUUCAAAUAAAGGGAUUGGUUAAACAGCAUAUUGACUCAUUUAAUUAUUUUAUUAAUGUGGAAAUUAAGAAAAUAGUUCAAGCUAAUGAGAAAGUGUUCUGUGAUUCUGAUCCUUUAUUCUACAUUAAAUAUUUGAAUGCUUAUGUUGGACCCCCAGACCUAGAGGAAGCUUAUAAUAUAACAAAACCUACAACUCCACAUGAAUGUAGGCUCAGGGAUAUGACAUACUCUGCACCAAUAACAGUUGACAUUGAAUAUAUUAGAGGAAAUCAAAGAGUAAUUAAAAAUAAACAGUUAAUUGGACGAAUGCCAUUGAUGUUAAGGUCAUCAAAUUGUGUGUUAACAAACAAAUCUGACUUUGAAUUAGCACAGUUGAAUGAGUGUCCCCAUGAUCCAGGCGGUUACUUUAUCAUCAGAGGUCAGGAAAAAGUGAUAUUAAUUCAAGAGCAACUGUCUCGUAAUCGAAUGAUUGUGGAUGAAUUUAAAGGGGCUAUACAAUGUCAAGUUACAAGCUCAACCCACGAAAAGAAAACUAGAACAAAUAUUAUUGUGAAAAAUGGGAAAUAUGUUCUAAGACACAAUGCCUUAUCAGAUGACAUACCAAUAGCUGUAGCCUUCAAAGCUAUGGGAAUUUGCAGUGAUCAAGAAAUAAUACAACUUGUUGGUACUGAUGAAUUGGUUAUGAAAAAAAUGGGCCCAUGUAUAAUGGACUGCCACAAUUUAAAAAUAUUUACUCAAAAUCAAGCUUUAGCUUACAUUGGCAGUAAACUUAAAGUGAAGAGAUUUCAGGCACCCAAUGCUAAAGUUAGAACUCCUAUUGAUGAAGCUAGAGAUCUUUUAGCCACUACAAUAUUGGCUCAUGUAGCUGUUGAAAAUUACAAUUUUUAUGUCAAAGCCAUUUACUUAGCUAUAAUGGUAAAAAGAGUAAUUGAUGCUGAGAUUAACAAGGCGGCUAUAGACGAUCCAGACUAUUAUGGAAAUAAAAGACUUGAAUUAGCUGGGUCAUUAUUGGCUCUUAUGUUUGAAGAUCUUUUUAAAAGAUUUAACUGGGAAUUGAAGUCUAUAGCUGAUAAAAUCAUCCCCAAAGUUAAAGCAGCACCGUUUGAUGUUGUGAAACAUAUGAGACCAGAUUUAAUUGCUAAUGGCCUUUUUACUGCAAUAUCUAGUGGAAACUGGACUAUCAAAAGGUUUAAAAUGGAACGACAUGGUGUUACACAGGUUUUAAGUCGACUUAGCUAUAUUUCAGCUUUAGGUAUGAUGACAAGGGUGAAUUCGCAAUUUGAAAAAACAAGAAAAGUGUCUGGACCUCGAUCCUUACAACCAUCACAAUGGGGCAUGCUGUGUCCUUCAGAUACUCCUGAAGGAGAAUCUUGUGGUCUUGUAAAAAAUUUAGCACUCAUGACACAUAUAACAACAGAGUGUUCUGAAGAACCUAUAGCCAAAUUGGCAUCUUAUGCUGGAGUGACAGAUGUUAGAAUUCUUGGAGGUCAUGAAAUCAACCAUCCAGCAUAUUACAUGGUGUUUUUGAAUGGAAACAUUUUAGGCGUAACUAAAGAAUAUAAGAAACUAAUUAAAAUUUUUAGAAAAUUUAGACGCCGCGGCCUAAUUUCAGCGUUUGUAUCUAUUUACCCAAAUCAUAAACAAUCAACUGUUUAUAUAUGUAGUGAUGGAGGAAGGUUGUGUCGGCCUUAUAUAAUUGUAGAAAAGGGCUAUCCGCUAGUCCAGCAGUUCCACAUUAACGAACUUAACAGAGGCAUUAGGAAAUUUCAAGAUUUUCUUACUGAUGGUCUCAUUGAAUACUUAGAUGUGAAUGAAGAGAAUGAUAGCCACAUAGCAACUGUGGAAUCAGAAAUUGAACCAUAUGUGACUACUCAUCUAGAAAUAGAACCAUUUACAAUCUUAGGAGUCUGUGCUGGCCUUGUGCCAUAUCCACAUCACAAUCAGAGCCCUAGAAAUACCUACCAAUGUGCUAUGGGCAAACAAGCUAUGGGUACAAUUGGCUACAAUCAAAAAAAUAGAAUUGACACUUUGAUGUACAACUUAGUCUAUCCACAAUGUCCAAUGGUCAAAACUAAAACUAUAGAAUUGACAAACUUUGAUAAGUUGCCAGCUGGGCAGAAUGCAACUGUAGCAGUUAUGAGUUACAGUGGCUAUGAUAUAGAAGACGCUUUAAUUUUGAACAAGGCGUCAAUCGAUCGUGGUUAUGGUCGAUGUCUUGUCUAUAAAAGUGCAAAAACUAUAAUGAAGCGAUAUAGUAAUCAAACUUCGGACAGAAUUUUAGGUCCAUCUAGAGAUGCUACUACAGGAAAAGUUAUAAAAGCUCACGAAAUUUUAGAUAGUGAUGGUAUAGCUGCUCCAGGGGAGAUGGUUGAAAAUCGACAGGUGUUAAUAAACAAACAGAUGCCCACAGCUAUGUCAAACCCAAUCAGUCAAGGUCAACCACAACAAAUAGAUUAUAAAGAUGUUCCAAUAAUAUAUAAGGGCCCAGUCGAAUCAUAUGUUGAAAAAGUAAUGGUGUCUUCUAAUUCUGAAGAUGCAUUUUUAAUUAAAACAUUACUAAGACAGACAAGAAUACCCGAAAUCGGUGAUAAAUUCAGUUCUCGUCACGGACAAAAGGGUGUAACAGGUUUAAUAGUGCAACAGGAAGAUAUGCCUUUCAAUGACCGCGGCAUCUGUCCAGACAUGAUUAUGAAUCCCCAUGGAUUCCCUUCAAGGAUGACAGUCGGCAAAACUAUUGAAUUGCUAGCGGGAAAAGCCGGGUUGAUGGAAGGAAAGUUUCACUAUGGAACCGCAUUCGGCGGGUCGAAAGUUCGCGACGUGUGCGCGGAGCUUGAGAGGCACGGGUACAACUACAACGGGAAGGACAUAUUCUACUCGGGGCUGACGGGCGAGCCGCUGGAGGCGUACGUGUACUCGGGCCCGGUGUACUACCAGAAGCUAAAGCACAUGGUGCAGGACAAGAUGCAUGCGCGCGCGCGCGGGCCCCGCGCAGUGCUCACGCGCCAACCCACCGAGGGCCGCUCGCGGGACGGCGGCCUGCGCCUCGGCGAGAUGGAGCGCGACUGCCUCAUCGGAUACGGCGCCAGCAUGUUACUAAUGGAACGGCUGAUGCUCGCGUCGGAUGCGUUCAGCGCGGACAUCUGCGGCGCGUGCGGGCGUCUGGCGGGCCGCGCCUGGUGCCACGCCUGCCGCUCCUCCGCCGCCGUGGCCGCCGUCGAGAUGCCCUACGCAUGCAAGCUGCUCUUCCAGGAGCUGGCUUCGAUGAACAUCGUACCCAAACUCACUCUCAAGAAGUACUGCUAGUUGUGUUAAGAUGAAGAAUUGUUGCGGUUACGAUCGUCUAAAAUCAAAAUCGACUGUCUCAAAUCAGCCGUAUAAUUUAAAAACGAAAAAUUCAUAACCAACUCUUAUUGUAACUAGGUAUACUUACCUAAAAUGUCUCAAAUUUUGAGUGAGAAAUUCGUAUCUUUACGUAAUGAUAAUGUGAGAAAUUCGUAUCUUUACGUAAUAGUAUGUUUCAAAUUCAAAUGUUCCUAAACAUUUUUUAAUACAUACUUGGAUUAAUUUUAAUUUAUUAAAUAAACCAUUGCAAACACCUAA